This is a messenger RNA of Copidosoma floridanum, 2458 nucleotides long. Its product is annotated as nucleolar MIF4G domain-containing protein 1. Gene Ontology annotation, cellular component: nucleolus. The record is from RefSeq and is a predicted model, not a curated record. Gene Ontology annotation, biological process: ribosomal small subunit biogenesis. Lineage: Eukaryota; Metazoa; Arthropoda; Insecta; Hymenoptera; Encyrtidae. Gene Ontology annotation, molecular function: protein binding; RNA binding.
UACAAUUGUAAUCGCCAAUUUGGUUCUUGUAGUUGCAAUCCCGCAGUGACAGGUGAACAUUAUGUUUAAAGACAAGAAAAAAAGGUAUUUUCACAAGAAGCGAAAAUCGCAGGAGCUACGAGAUAAAGAGGGUGAGACAAAAAGCAGAAAAUUAUAUCUUGAGGAAGAAAAUUCCAAGGAAGAUAGGUUGAUUAAGAACUUGGAAAAGAAGUUGAGACUCAACAAAAAGAGCAGCAAGAGCGUACCAAAGUCUUUCAUGUGUGAUGGCUUGGACUAUAUCUUGGAAGUUUGCAAUGAGGAUACAAGAAAAAUGGCUGCUGAAAGUGAAAAGCAGCUGACAUUGCAAUCAAAUGAUGAAUCAGAUAGUUCUUAUUUUGAUGAUGAUGAUAAUGAAGAAAAACCUACAAAUUCCAAGAGAAAAAAACUCGACGGAAAAAAAGUAAAACACACUAAACAAAAAAAAACCAUACAACAGUCAUUUGAAGAAUCAAAUUUGAGAUCUGAAGAUGAUGGUGACUUUGAUUCUAGUGAUGGUGAUUUAGUCAGUGAUGUGGAUAUUGGUAAUGAAAGUGAUGAGAGUGAGUUGGUGAGGACUAAAAGUACUUCUAAAGCCAAUAAGAAAAACGAAAACAAAGUGACUGUGCUGAAAAACUCUAAAAUACAGAAUAAUAAUCUUAAAAAAGAUUCCAAGUGUUUGAAAAAUAAGAAGUCUGCUGUGCCAGUUAAAAAGCAGAAAGUUUGUGUCUUAGAUGAUGAUGAUGAUUUCAAAGAUGUGUCUGACCAUUUCAGUGACGAGAGGGAUAGUAAAGAUGAAGAAGACAAUAAUGAUGAUGGCAUAUGGGAAGAUAUUUAUGGUAGAAAGAGAAACAAGGAUGGCAGUGUAGUGGCUGAGACAAAGAAAUAUGUUGCACCUGCGAUAAGACAAAGGAAUGAUAAUUCUGAAAUGAAUGAAAAGCUAGUUCAACUAAAAAGGCAGAUGAAAGGUUUGUUAAAUAGGCUGGCAGAGAGUAAUAUCCACUCAAUUGUUUCCCAGUUGGAUGAAUUGUACAUGUCCAAUAGUAGAAACGACAUGAAUGAAAUGAUCACAAAUCUGAUGUUGGAGUCGAUUGUUGCACCUGUAUUUACACCAGAAAGGCUCAUAACAGAGCAGAUGAUGUGUGUAGCAAUACUUCAUGCAAAUGUUGGUUCUGAAGUAGGGGCACACUUUAUUAUGACCCUGAUCAAAAAAUUUACCCAAAUGGUAGAACAGUUUUAUGAAGUCGAAAAUAAGGAACUUGAUAAUUUGGUUUUAAUGAUUUGCCAUUUGUAUAAUUUUAAUGUAUUUGGAUCUCAACUUAUCUACCAAAUAUUAAACAAAUUAACAGAAAAGUUUACAGAAAAAGAGAUAGAGAUAAUUUUGAUAAUAUUAAAAACUGCUGGAUUUAGAUUGAGAAAGGAUGAUCCUAUUGCUUUGAAGGAGUUGGUUUUAAGCUUACAACAAAAAGCAACAACUACAGAGUCUACAAACACAAGAGUAAAAUUUAUGUUAGACGUUUUAUUGGCCAUAAAAAACAACAAUAUGAGUAAAAUUCCACAGUAUGAUCAAAGUCACGUUGAGCACCUGAGAAAAAUUCUGAAGACAUUAAUAAGAAAGGGAAAUUCUAUUUCACAACUGAAUCUUUCCAUAAAUGAUUUACUAAAUGCUGAUGAAAACGGCAAAUGGUGGAUAGUUGGUUCUGCAUGGUCGGGCAAGGCUCCAGAGAACGACAAACAAGGCAAAAACAAUGACGACAAACCAGUUUACAGUAAAAAAAUUCUCGAGCUUGCAAAAGCUCAAAGAAUGAACACCGACAGUAGAAGGAACAUUUUCUGUGUUAUAAUGACAGCUGAGGAUUAUUUGGAUGCUUUUGAAAAGUUACAUCACUUAGGUUUAAAAGGAAGCCAGGAAAGAGAAAUAAUUCACGUGAUUUUAAACUGCUGUUUGCAAGAAAAAAAAUUCAAUCCAUACUAUUCAGUUCUGUUGCAAAAAUUUUGUGAACAUGAUAGAAAGUACCAAAUGAUGAUUCAGUACACCUUGUGGGACAAAUUUAAAAUGUUGAAUAACUAUAGCAGCAAUCAACUUUCGAACAUGGCGAAAAUGAUUUCACAUCUAUUCAUCAAAAAAGCGUUGUCUCUUUCAAUUCUCAAGGUCAUUGAAUUAGGAGAGUUGAAUGCAUCGACAAUGAAGCUCUUCAAGAAGACCAUGCUCAACAUUCUUCUGCACGAAGACACCGAGAUUUGUCUUCAAGUGUUUGAAAGGAUAGCACCGUCCGACAAACUGCAUCAAUUCAGAGAGGGCCUGAGACUGUUUAUUAAUUACUUCCUCGUUAAAAAUAUCAAAAAAGACAAAAUGUCAGCUAGACAAAUGGAGCUUCUCGAAACGAGGAUUAAGUACGUGGACAAAAUAUUGAUGCACACAACUUCAAAGAUCGCAUUUUAA